This is a messenger RNA of Lodderomyces elongisporus, 624 nucleotides long. RefSeq lists its product as uncharacterized. The record is from RefSeq and is a predicted model, not a curated record. NCBI's taxonomy places the organism in Eukaryota, Fungi, Ascomycota, Pichiomycetes, Serinales, Debaryomycetaceae. The coding region runs from base 1 to 624 and encodes 207 amino acids. The transcript has a single exon.
AUGUCAUAUUCAACAGGAAGAGGAGGUGCAGGUAAUAUCCACCAUUCCAAAAACCUCACAUCGGAAAACCAAGAAAUUACACCACAACUCACAGUUUCAAAAUCACCGCCUCCAGGAGCAGGCGCUAUUCCCAACGAAUUCUCAGAUCUCCGCCCAUCGAAAUCACAGCCAGGAAAGAAAGUAUACUACUCGACGGGACGUGGCGGUGCAGGAAACAUUCGUGCUUCAGAUGAGGUUCCGUCGCCCAAAUUAUACCCACAAGGAUCAAACACACCACACAUAACUACAUCCAAAUUCUCAACCGGACGAGGAGGCUUUGGCAACAUGGUUGAUAACAAGGACCCACAACUAAGUCGGAAACUACAGGAUGUAGAUGGCGAAGAGUUGAGAGAUACAAGCCCUGAAUUACAAGCAAUAAACUCCAACAAGAGCUUUAGCGUUGGAAGAGGCGGAUUCGGCAAUGUCAUAUCAAAAAGUAGGAGCCAUUCGAGUCAGGGCGCAGGACUGGGGUCAGAUAAAGAAGACGUUCCCAAUCUAUAUGCCGUAUCAUCAAGAGGCGAAAAGAAACAUAAACAGAAAAAAGGAGGAUUCUUGGGCAAGAUAAAGGAAUACUUUAAUUCGUAG